This is a messenger RNA of Thamnophis sirtalis, 1808 nucleotides long. The record is from RefSeq and is a predicted model, not a curated record. Lineage: Eukaryota; Metazoa; Chordata; Lepidosauria; Squamata; Natricidae.
AUGGAGAUGAGCAUCACCCCACAGACUCAGGUACAACGAGACAAGAAAACAUUUACCUGUACCUUUAAAGCUGGCACGACGUACAUUUUCGGCAAAGGGGGGGCUCUGAUUACGUAUAUUUGGCCCCCGAAUGACCGUCCGAGCACGCGGGCUGACCGGCUGGCCGUGGGAUUCAGUACGCACCAGAAGAACGCGAUUCUGGUGAGGGUGGACAGUGCCUCUGGACUCGGCGACUACUUACAGCUGCACAUAGACCAGGGGACUGUGGGCGUCAUUUUCAACGUAGGCACCGACGACAUCACGAUCGAGGAGAGCAAUGCCAUGGUGAAUGAUGGCAAGUACCACGUGGUCCGCUUCACCCGGAGCGGCGGCAACGCAACGCUGCAGGUGGACAACUGGCCCAUCAACGAACGAUAUCCGGCAGGGAACACUGAUAAUGAACGGCUGGCGAUUGCUAGACAAAGAAUACCGUAUCGGCUCGGUCGAGUAGUAGAUGAAUGGCUACUCGACAAAGGUCGUCAGCUGACCAUCUUCAACAGCCAGGCCGCCAUCAAGAUCGGAGGCCGCGACCAGGGCCGCCCCUUCCAGGGCCAGGUCUCGGGGCUGUACUACAAUGGGCUGAAGGUCCUCUCCUUGGCCGCCGAGAGCGACGCCAACGUGAAGGUGGAGGGCAACCUGCGGCUGGUGGGCGAGGUGCCCUCCGUCAUGACCACCGAGACCACGGCCACCACCCUGCUGGCGGACAUGUCCACGACCAUCAUGGAGACCACCACCACCAUGGCCACGACCACCACGCGGCGGGGCCGUUCCCCCACCAUGCGGGACAGCAUCACGCAGGAACUGGGAGGUGAAUUAGUCUUGCCCAUAAUAACCGAAGACUCUCUAGACACCCCUCCAAUUGCCACGCGCUCUCCUUUUGUCCCCCUGCCUCCCACCUUUGGCCCCUUCCUAACCGUAAUCGAGACCACCAAAGACACCAUCUCCCUCCCGGCUCAGCCGAAGGCCCCCUGCCUGACCGACCAAGACGACAGCGACUGCGAAGAGGGCAUCGAAGCCUCGGGGUACGCCUCCGGCGAGGUCUUCGACUCCAGCCUGCCCCCCACCGACGACGAAGAUUUUUACACCACCUUCCCCUUGGUCACUGAUAGGACCCCGAUGGGCCGCCCCGAUGGAGGAGCCGCCAAAAAGCCCCACGGAUACCGCCCCAACCUUAGGACAGGAUUGCCGGCUUCGCCCUCCGGCCCAGACCUCCUCCUGGCCUCCACCACUUCACCCACCCUGCUCCACCGCAUCCCCGCAGGCAAAAUGAACAACCGCGAGCCCCCCCUGCGGCCCCACCCCGAACACUUCCACCCUCUGGCCACCUCCUUCGAGCCGGACAAGCUCAACCGUCCCAAGUAUCCCGUUAUAACCUCUUCCCCCGAUUUCCACAAUCUGCCCACAGCUAACCCCACCGACCCCGGGGAGAGGGGUCCUCCCGGCGCCGUGGAGGUCAUCCGGGAAUCCAGCAGUACCACCGGCAUGGUGGUGGGCAUCGUGGCGGCCGCCGCCCUCUGCAUCCUCAUCCUCCUCUACGCCAUGUACAAGUACCGCAACCGGGACGAAGGCUCCUACCAGGUCGACCAGAGCCGUAACUACAUCAGUAACUCGGCGCAGAGCAACGGCACGGUGGUGAAGGAGAAGACGGCCGCUGCCCCCAAAACGGCCAGUAAAAGCAAGAAAAACAAAGACAAGGAAUAUUAUGUCUGAGGCCCUCCCCCGUCCUCGCCCCCUCCCCAAAUCCCUGCGUGCGCCAGAGAGACCCACGC